CAUGGAGGACGAGGUGGAUGUUGACAUCGAGGGAGACGAGACUGACGGCGGCAUGAACGAGCUGGACGGAGGAGGUCUAGUCCAGGAUCAGUUCUUGCAGUCUGCGUGGACGAGCAGCGCUGGGAUACUGCCGUGGGAGCUGGACAGCUCCAUCAGCCCCGAGAACAGGGAGGUGAUAGAGAGGAUGCUUCUGGAGGAGCAAUACUACCUGACAGGUAAGGAGAUUCCUGACCACAUUUGGGAAAGUGACUCUAACAACAAGCCCAAAGUGAAGAGUUCUCGAGCCAAGACCUCGGCCACAGGCUCGGGAUCCUCCUCUCGUUGGUCCAAACAGGAGAAAGACCUGUUUGAAGAAGGACUGGCUCAGUUUGGUCGCAGGUGGACUAAGAUCGCCAAGUUGGUGGACAGCCGUACUGUGCUUCAGGUGAAGAGCUACGCCCGACAGUAUUUUAAACAAAAGGCGAAAUCAGAACCCAGAUCUGCAGCUCCCUCUGCAGGACCUGCACUGCACCCACCUCAGCCCACAUCCAGUCACAUGCCCACUCUGGCCAACACUGUCCGUAUAGAGAAGCUUUCCGAGGAUGAGGACGAGGAUGUGGACAUCACCGAUGACCUGAGCGAUGAUGGAGACGCUGGGGAUAAAUCGCAGGCUGUGCUCAAAACCGAGUCCUGUGAGCCAGAGCGGCCGACGGGCACCGAGAUCCAGAUGGACCGUCCCACAGGAGAGCAGAAAGAGACAGGUCAGGCUGAGGUGGAGAGCACCCAGGAGACAAAGCACUGUCAGAGCCACGUCUCUGCACCUCCACAAAGUCAUCAGUCCUCGUCUUCUUUCCCUCGCUCAGAGGAGCUUGCUGUCUCCGAGACAAGAGACGAGACAGCGUCGCCUCUUUGCCCUCAGACAGACUCAGAGCAAAUGAAUGAUGAGCACGAGGGCCAGAGCUCCCAGUCUGAGAGCUCAGCACAGACCGGUCAACUGGGAGAAGCCUGUAGUGAUGGGAUGGACCCUGCUGAUAAGGUCGAGCAGAUUCUGAAUCAGAGAUCAGAAGAAGGCCUGGAUGAGGCUGAGGAGGAUGAGGAUGAGGAAGAGGAGGAGGAGGAGGAGGAGGAGGAGCUUAAGGUACCUGAGCAGGAAAUUGACAUGGACAAAGAGACCAUCACUGAGGAUGAGAAACAAGCUAUUCCAGAGUUCUUUGAGGGACGACCAUCUAAGACCCCUGAAAGAUAUUUGAAGAUCAGAAACUACAUCCUGGAUCAAUGGUUGAAGAGCAAACCAAAGUACCUGAACAAGACAUCUGUUCGUCCAGGCCUGAAGAACUGUGGGGACGUCAACUGCAUUGGGAGAAUACACACCUACCUGGAACUGAUCGGAGCCAUCAACUUUGACUGUGAGCAAGCAGUGUAUAAUCGCCCGAAGGUGGUGGACCGCUCCAAGCAUAAGGAGGGCAAAGACGUGCUUGAGGCCUAUCAGCUCGCCCAGAGACUGCAGAGCAUGCGGACCAGGAAGCGCCGUGUGAGGGACAUAUGGGGAAACUGGUGUGAUGCCAAAGACUUGGAGGGACAGACAUACGAGCAUCUCAGUGCUGAGGAACUCGCUCUGCGGAGAGAGGAGAUGAAGAAGCAGCCGAGACCCUGCAAGAUGUCCAGACACAGAGGGUCUUUCGAUCCCUUCCAGCUGAUUCCCUGCAGGUCUUUUGGAGAGGAUGUACAGGAACCUUUCCAGGUUACUGUGUGUGCGGAGACUCUUCUCAUCAUGGACAUGCACGCCCAUGUGUCACGGGGGGAAGUCAUCGGUCUGCUUGGCGGGACUUUUAAUGAGGAAGAGAAAGUACUGAAGAUCUGUGCAGCAGAGCCAUGUAACAGUGUAAGUACAGGUUUGCAGUGUGAGAUGGACCCCGUGUCUCAGACGCAAGCCUGCGAUGUGCUGUCGUCCCUGGGCUUCAGUGUGGUGGGCUGGUACCACUCGCAUCCCUCCUUCCACCCCAACCCUUCCGUGCGGGACAUAAACACACAGGACCAGUUCCAGAGUUACUUCUCACGUGGCGGAGCCCCCUUCAUCGGUAUGAUAGUGAGCCCAUAUGACCCAGCCAAUCCAUCUCCCCACUCCCAAACCACCUGUCUGUUGGUAAAAGAGAUCCAGGAGCCCUCAGGCCCCCAGAAGCUGCCAUACAGAUUUGACUUCUUACCAUCACAAGACAUCCCAGACUGGGAACAGACGAGGAGGAGAGCUCAGUGGAUCAUCCACAAAUACUCUCAAACACCUGGGAGUGUGCAGAUGGACAGAUUAUUCCGGAAAGACUCUCAUCUCACCUGUUUGGAGAAGAUGCUGUCAUCUCUCGCCAAGUACCUGGAGCCCCUGCCGGAUGAGGAGGGAGACCCCUUCCUCACCCAGAUCCAGGCCCUUUUCCAGUCAGACUUUAUUGCCAAGCAGCAACACGAAGAGGGAGACUCUUUAAAUACCUCAUCCAGACCAGUGGACUCAGAUGACUUUGCUUUUGAUCAGCUGAUCAGCGAGGACAGGCCCCAGGAAGGAGCAGGAGGAGACUCUGAUCAGGAUUCUGGCAGAGCUUCGGGCUACGGUGGACAGGCCACCACAGACACAACCUCAGAGACAAACAGCAACACAGUGUUACACCUAGGCUCAGUGUUAUCAACUGAACAUGACUAUUUACUGUGAUGGACCAAAUAUCUCUCUCUCUCUGUACUAUACUAUCAUAUACCUCUCUGUAUAUACUAUCAUACCAUUAGCUCCUUAAAGUAUAAACUUUUAUGUAAAUACUAAGCAUCUUUGUAUCAGUAUUACAAACUUUCUCAUGUCAUUUUUAAAAAAUAUUUUAUUAUGUUAGAAUCAAACUUUGUGAGCAGAGUUCAUAUUGAAGUCCUUUAACCAAACACCCAGUGAUUUACCCAGUAAGUGUGUGUGUGUGUGUGUGUGGUGUGAGAGAGUGUAUGAUAGCGGUUAUGCUGUGGGUUUUUUUUUUUUUUACACACGUAAAUAAAAAUGUAUUUUC
This is a messenger RNA of Toxotes jaculatrix (banded archerfish), 3008 nucleotides long. RefSeq names its product Myb-like, SWIRM and MPN domains 1 (gene mysm1). The transcript has 20 exons. Gene Ontology annotation, molecular function: metallopeptidase activity; polyubiquitin modification-dependent protein binding. Lineage: Eukaryota; Metazoa; Chordata; Actinopteri; Toxotidae. Gene Ontology annotation, biological process: double-strand break repair. Bases 2 to 2674 code for a protein of 890 amino acids. Gene Ontology annotation, cellular component: BRCA1-A complex; BRISC complex. The record is from RefSeq and is a predicted model, not a curated record.